GCUGCACACAGUUUAGAUAAAACUCGGAUUAGACCUUUAUAUGCAAUUAGUUGGUACUUAGUAUUCUUCAUCAUUCUUUAGAAAAGAACCCAAAAAAUUAAAAAAUCUUCAAAUCAAGUACAAAAAAUUGAGAAUAUUAAAUAUAAUUACUUUGAUUAACACAAAAUAGAUUUGAAAUUUGAUUUUUUAUUCUUAAAACAAAAAGGGUUCAUUCAUUCCACAAUAUAGCGUUGAAAAAAAGCAACUCUUUCAUCUACUUUCAUUGCCACAUCCAUAAAAUCCAAAGCAUCCCCCUCUCUCUCAUAAUUCAUUUCCAUUUUUUCUUUUGGAUUCUACAAUCAUCAAAUUUCUCUCAGGCUUUUCAUCGAGCAGGAGCUAUGAUACGGCUGUUCAAAGUAAAGGAAAAGCAGAGAGAACUUGCUGAAAACGCAAAUGGCGGAUCACCUAUCAAAAAGCAAUCUGCAGGGGAGUUGCGUUUACACAAAGACAUUUCUGAGCUGAACCUGCCUAAAUCAUGUUCCAUAUCAUUUCCAAAUGGAAAGGAUGACCUGAUGAAUUUCGAGGUUUCAAUUCGACCUGAUGAAGGAUAUUAUUUCGGUGGCACGUUUUUGUUCUCCUUCCAAGUUUCUCCCAUCUAUCCGCAUGAGGCACCAAAAGUUAAAUGCAAGACCAAGGUCUACCAUCCAAAUAUUGACUUGGAAGGAAAUGUUUGCUUAAACAUCUUGCGUGAAGACUGGAAACCAGUGCUAAAUAUAAACACUGUAAUCUACGGAUUAUACCAUCUUUUCACGGAGCCAAAUUAUGAGGAUCCCCUCAAUCAUGAUGCUGCUGCAGUGUUGAGGGAUAAUCCGAAGAUGUUUGAAUCAAAUGUGAAAAGGGCUAUGUAUGGUGGGUAUGUGGGGCAAACCUAUUUCCCACGGUGCAUGUAGCUUUUACGAGGUAGCUGAAAGCGCAAACUCGCUAUGUUAUGGACAGUUGGGUUUCUGUGGGUUGUAUAAUUUGUCUGGAAAUUACCCUUUGUCAUCCCCUUUGAUUUUCUCAGUGAAUCUGAGUGAAAUAUUUUCUACAAGACCAAGCAGCUGAAAUUCUAGUUGUGUUUUACUUUAGCUUUCCUAAUGCUAUAUUGUAUGUUGGUGUGGCAUUUAUCAUCUUAAAUGUAGAAUUAGGAUAGACUGAAUUUUAUGCACCGGCUUAGAACAUGAUAUUCUUCCUUAAUGCCUCUCAAUCUGAAAAUCAAGAUGUUGUCUUUGUUUCUUGCACCUAUUUUUUAUUUAUGAUAUGAUAUCCGAUGUGCUUGUUGAACAA
This is a messenger RNA of Gossypium arboreum, 1305 nucleotides long. RefSeq names its product NEDD8-conjugating enzyme Ubc12. The coding region runs from base 378 to 929 and encodes 183 amino acids. The transcript has 6 exons. Gene Ontology annotation, cellular component: nucleus. Gene Ontology annotation, molecular function: NEDD8 transferase activity. Gene Ontology annotation, biological process: protein neddylation. Lineage: Eukaryota; Viridiplantae; Streptophyta; Magnoliopsida; Malvales; Malvaceae. The record is from RefSeq and is a predicted model, not a curated record.